AUGCGAGCUUGCAACGGCUGCCGAAAACGAAAGAUCAAAUGUGACGCCGCGACGACGAAUACUUGGCCAUGUUCUGCAUGCACUCGCCUGAAAUUAGUCUGUGUUCCUCCGACGAUAGGACAAGAAGGAGACUUUGGUCCCGACCCUCAAGGUCUGGAAUCGACCAAUGCAUCCGAAUCUUCAAGUGCGCCCGAUACUUCUCACCACCCUUUCCCAGUGCCUCCAACGUAUCGGGAUGGGAGUCAGUCUUCGAUGGGAACUCUGCCCGCCUACGAUGGGAUGAAUAUGUACCCUCAAUUUGUGCCUGCUCCACCAAACCAACCAUCAAUCUACAACGACAUGCGAACCCCUCCAAUGAUGAUGCAGCAUCCAUCCUAUCAACCGCCCCCUUUAUAUCACGGAGCGCAACCGCCGUCUAUAGCGAGUCCAGAUCAAGGACUCUACAUGGAUGAUCCUUCAACAGUAGAGAAUCUUAGUGAGGUUUUGGGAGAAUUGAAAAUUGAUGAAACAGGCAUCGCUCCCUAUAUCAGGCGACAAAGAACCGACCGUCUAGAGCCCGAUGCGCCUGUGCAGGACGAAGCUGAGGAAAGAUUACCGCCACUCAGUACGGGGGCGGGCGCGAAGAUACGAAUACCCCCAGAACUUAUGCCGGCUGAAGAAGAUGUGAUGCAUUAUUUCAAAAUAUACUUCGAUGAGAUUCACCCUAUAUGCCCAUUAUACCACGCGCCCAUUUGUACUACCAAUGGCAAAAUGAUCGCCACUCCAUAUCUCCUCUUCUCCUCGAAGCUCUUUUUGCAUGCGCUGGUCGACUGUCUGAUGAACCCGCAGAAGGAGCACAAUGGCUUGCUCUGGCUAAUCCUAGAGAAUCUCUACCUAAAGAAGGGAUACUAUUACCGAUCGUGGCAAACGGUCAAGACUAUUGUGUCAAUGGCGAAGGACUUGGAUCUUCACGAACAUUAUAGCAGUCAUGCCGAGGGUAGGCCGUGCGACUUGAGCCCAAUUGAAUGCCUCGUGCACACUCGAGUGUGGCAGACUUUGCUGGUCGUCGAGGUGAUGAUUGGGGCCCCACAAGGCCGCUCGGAUUAUGGCGUAGAUCCCGAGACCGUCGAUAUGCGACCGACGCUGGACAUCAGGGGACUGGACGCCUAUGAGACAGACCGAUCUCGGCAGUAUGCCUAUUUUGUUCGAAAUGCGCACCAUAUUCGCAUCAUUACGGACUUAUACCACAAAGUCAAGAAGCAAAAGGAUUGGGAAGCCGAUCCUCGGUUUGUACAAAAGAACCCUCUUUUCGAGGACUGGUUACGCAGUCUGCCCUCUGAUUUGCAAGUCAACUACCCACCUGAUGGCUCGCCUCCUUGGAUCCCUUCUCACUUUGUUGCCAUUACCUCCCCAGACCCCGAUUUUAACUCAGAUGCUCGCGAAUAUUUUACACGCCACAUGCGUAUUUUAGAGCGUUGCUCUGCCGCCUGGCCUAUGCCUGAGAUUCAGGCGCAGAUUGAUUCGCUGCGGCUUGCCUUCUCUGCCGAUACUAACAGGCCUUUCGAGCUGAAGCCCAGCUUUCCAUAUGGAACUCCCUCCGAGGGGUAUCAGCCAAGUCCGCCCAUGGACGCGCAUUAUCAUCCGCACUUACGCCAAAUGUCGAAUCAUGUCCAAUCUAGAGUGGGUCUCAACGCACAUCCGAUUACUCCUCCGAUUUCUGCUGGUGCUGAAGAUUCGAAGUCCGACACAUCCUCCCAGUUACAAUCUCUUGGGAUGGUUCCUCACCAGCCAUCAACGAGCCACCCCCUCGAUCAACCUUUGACCGACGAAAACAGUUGGGAUCCGUCACGUAUCAUCAAUCAAUGGGAUAUGGCAUUCUCUGUGAAUCCCGCCAGCGUCAGCACAAACUCACCCCCAUUGCCAAUAAAUAAUCCCGCACAGCCAAUGUCGAAUAUAGUCAAUCACCAGUACCCGGUACCAUAUGACUCCAACAAGGUUGCUGUCUCACAGACUCAGUCAGUCUCACCUCCUCAAUUUCAGGCCCCACCGGUCGUGUUUACUGCCAGGGACUGGCAACAGAGCGUUGCGAGUGUAUAUGAUCCUCAUGGUCUUAAGCGACGGUGGAAUUAUUCUGUUGAUCUCGGUGCUGAAGAUGCGGUCAAACGUCAACGGGGAUAG
Molecule: messenger RNA, 2157 nt
Organism: Penicillium chermesinum
Lineage: Eukaryota; Fungi; Ascomycota; Eurotiomycetes; Eurotiales; Aspergillaceae
Product: Zn(II)2Cys6 transcription factor
Exons: 6
Coding region: 1-2157 (718 amino acids)
Cellular component (GO): nucleus
Molecular function (GO): zinc ion binding; DNA-binding transcription factor activity, RNA polymerase II-specific
Source: RefSeq, a predicted model, not a curated record